Coniophora puteana RWD-64-598 SS2 is the source of this 474-nucleotide messenger RNA. RefSeq lists its product as uncharacterized. NCBI's taxonomy places the organism in Eukaryota, Fungi, Basidiomycota, Agaricomycetes, Boletales, Coniophoraceae. The annotation marks the transcript as partial. The record is from RefSeq and is a predicted model, not a curated record. The transcript is spliced from 2 exons.
AAGAAGAGCUGGGGAAUCUUCGACGAGACGGGGAUCUUUGCAUGUGCGUGCAGGCAUGGCUUUAUCGUAUGGAUAGCGGAUAUGGUGCGGAGCGGAGAGUUGUUCAAGUAUCCACUUGCCAUCGUCAACAAGUCCCUUGACACCCUCGGAGACCGCCUACUCAUUGCCUUCGACAUCGGCUGUAAGCUUGCGACCACGAUUGGCACAAGCUCCAUUGCUGCCAAGUUCAAGAAGUCCGGAUCCCGGAUGUGCGUGGACGCAUUCCACGGUUACACGCAUAAUUACUCGUGCCAGGACAAGAACCACCCUACCGGUGUUGAGGGUGCCGGCCUCGAGGACUUCGGCAUCAUGGAGCGCAUAUUCAGUCUGUCCAACAAUCUCGCCAUUGUCGUCCGCUAUUCCUCCGCAUUCACACGUCAUCAAUUCAUCGACAUGUACUUCAUUCAAUGGGAUCAAGACCGGUUCCAGAACCUC